UAAAGGACACUUUUUUUAAAAUAUCACAUUUAAGAAUUGCACCGUGGACAAGGGAGGCGCGUUUGCCCCACGCCCCGGUGGCGAAAAAAAAGUAAGAAAAAUACUGGAGCGAUCUUGUAACACUCACUCUCAAGUAAGAAGACCCCCAAAUCCCGGAAAAAUAAAAAUCAUAAGGAAAAGCAUCAACAACAGUGCCCACAAUAAAAAGCUGAAAAGAGAGAGAGAAAAACAAGAUCCACCUCGAACCUCUCUCCACACUCCACCCUUCGUCACCACCACCACCACUCUCACACCCUCUAAUCGAAUUCUUCUCCCAAAACGAAUCAAAUCCCAAUCUUCGCCAUCCCAUCCACACCCUUUCCUUAAACCGUUAAAUUUCCAAACAACAAACAAGAACAAGAAUUUCCUCCAAUUCGAGAAAUGAGGGAAGAGGAUUCCAAUUGGUUUUCGCGAUGGGAAGAGGAGCUUCCUCCGCCAGAGGAACUCAUGCCCCUAUCCCAAACCCUAAUCACGCCCGAUCUAGCCAUGGCUUUCGACAUCAGAAACCCCCACACCUCCACCAACCCCAACACCGCCCAACAGCAUCAACACCAACAGCAGCCACCGCAACAACAACAACAACAGCAACAACCUUCCAACCCUUCAUCGCUCCCCAACCCCCAGCAACCCACCUCCAACGACUUUGCCGACUCCGGCGAGCUCGGCUCCGGCACCGCCGGCGAGGAGCCCGCUCGAACCCUCAAGCGCCCCCGCCUUGUGUGGACCCCGCAGCUCCAUAAGCGCUUCGUCGACGCCGUCGCGCACCUCGGCAUAAAAAACGCCGUUCCCAAGACCAUAAUGCAGCUCAUGAGCGUCGAUGGUUUGACCCGAGAAAACGUGGCCAGCCACUUGCAGAAGUACCGUCUCUAUCUCAAACGCAUGCAGGGGAUUUCCGCCGCCGGACCCGGUGGACCCGGAGGCGGUGCCUCCGGCGCCGUCGCGGACCCCGCCACUGACCACCUCUUCGCCAGCUCCCCGGUGCCGGCGCAUUUCCUGCACCCCGCGACGAGGCCUAAUUCGGAUCAUUUCCUUCCGUUUGUGCCGGUGCCGGCGCUCCACCACCACCAGCAGCAACAGCAGCAGCUGGCCGCGGCGGCCCAGUACCAUAGGCAGGUGAGCCAUUUCGGGUCGCCGCCGAACGGGCACUUCGAGAACCCCUUCAUUUCUAGGCCGAAUCUUCAGAGGAUGGGUGGGGGUGGAGGUGGAGGUGGUCCUGUGCAUAACCACCACCCUGUGAGUGGCUAUGUGGAGGAUAUGGAAUCUGCUAAUGCUGCCUCAGGAGGUAGAAAGGUUCUUACUCUGUUUCCAACUGGGGAUGAUUGAUUGAAUGAAUAUUCAUCAUAUAUGAUGACGAUGAUGAUCAUGAUGACGAUGGUGAUGGUAAUAGUACGGUACUCUUUGGUCUUUUGGUAUGUGUCACUGUGUCCUUGUUGUAUUCUGAAUGUGAAGUUUAUGUUUGGUUAAGGUCUUAAUUGGUAUUUUUGUGUUAGGGUUAUUGUUAAUGAGUUUGGUGUUGCUAAUUGGGGGUAUUGGAGUCUAGAGUUUAAGUCUGCAGAUUCAAAAGCUCCAGCAGUCAUGAUACUUCUGGUGGGUAUGGUGUAAUUAAUUAAUAACCUUGUGGGUACCAAUAUCCGCCGCUGCUUGGGUUAACUUCUCCGUCAGCUUCAGGUGACUGACAUUCAUCAUGAUGUCACUGUUGAGCGGCAAUAGUAAUGCAACUGCCAGUAAUUCUGGGAGACAAUCAGUGGUUUCCUGGUGUUGAGGCUUCCUCUGAUUCUCUGGGAAUUGGUCUCUGGCUGGAUGAAAUCUGGAGGAUCACUGAAUGGAUGGAUUUGUGUUGGUAUUCAUGGAAAGAUUGGCAAAAGAUGCCAAUUUGGUAUUUGUGUCUGCAGGUGGUAGUAAACACGGGUUACACUUUGUAGAAACUAAUGGAAGCUAAACUCAUUGGCGUGUUUGGUUGUGAAUUCUUCGACUAAGUCCGAGAACCUCUAUUGCGAAAGACUUGUCUCCUUGGUGUUGAGUUUGUUGUGCUGCGUAGAGGUGAGUUGUACAUUGUUUGAUUCUAUAGAAGACUUGAAUGCCUCAUGUGAGGCAAUCCUUUAAUAUUCUAAUCUUACUGCCGCGUGGGGUCUAUAUGUUAGAUGAACUCAAGUAAAUCAGUUUCCAUAAUUUCUAGGUUUACCUGCUUACGAAAACAAUAAGUUCAUGUUUACUUAAUCAUGUAAUUCUCAUUUGACUGGAAUUCUCUGAUUUUCUUUUGUACCGGGACUCCUCUGAAGUCUUUUAAUUUGAUGAUUAUGUUUUUAGA
Molecule: messenger RNA, 2347 nt
Organism: Vigna umbellata (rice bean)
Lineage: Eukaryota; Viridiplantae; Streptophyta; Magnoliopsida; Fabales; Fabaceae
Source: RefSeq, a predicted model, not a curated record